AGUCUUCCCCACACACACGAAAGAGUGAAUGAUCCGAUAUCAUCGUGUCUGGAGGAUCAUCACACUCACACAGUCGCAUUUCACGAUAGUCUGUGUCAGUAAGUGCGCGUGUAGUGACUGCCUAGCGCAUUAUCGCGACUCAACGUUUCUUCGCUGUAAUAACAUUGGCACAAAUUUUGAAUUUUUGAAUGUUUUCUGAGUGACCUAUAUGCGAAAUUCGGCAAGAUGCUUAUGUUCGAGAGUCCGGCAGCUCAUCACCAUAAGGACGUAUUGCCAACAAAGUAUGGGUCCAAACCACAGACGACGGCAUCCGGAAAGCACUUAAAAAUCUCUUCUAAAAAUGGCCAUUCAACAUCUAAGACUACGUUUAUCCACUCUGAAUUGCCAUUAUUGGAAAGCAGCAAAUCGUCUUCAAGACUUAACCUCAACCAGAGCAAGACAAAUUUAACACCGAGCUCACCGAUGGUGGAUUCAUUCCCGGCCAUCAAUAACAAUCCCAGAGGAGUGGAAAAUCAUGGGACGACAAAUAACAAUAGAGAAAACAAUGGCUUUCCUAUGACACCGACGGAGGCUCUUCGGCUGUACGGCAACCGUCUAACAGAGUAUGAGAAGACUGAAAUAGAGAAAUAUUCCAAGAUCUGGUAUCUCGGGCUGAAUGCGUGCAAAAUUCAUGGGGAACAAGGCGGAUCGCAGAAUAGCGGCUACGACGACGAAAGUGGAAGUUAUAUCAAGGUUCUGCACGAUCACAUCUGCUACCGAUACGAAAUUCUAGAAGUUAUUGGGAAGGGUAGCUUCGGACAAGUGAUCAGGGCAUUGGAUCACAUGACCAACAAACAUGUUGCCAUCAAGAUUAUCAGGAAUAAGAAAAGGUUUCACCAUCCAGCUUUAGUCGAAGUUCGCAUACUCGAUCACCUCCGAAAGAAAGACAAAGACGGAAACCACAACGUUAUCCACAUGUUAGAAUACUUCAAUUUUAGAAAUCAUCUCUGCAUAAGUUUCGAAUUAUUGAGCCUUAAUCUCUUCGAAUUGAUUAAGAAGAACAGCUACCAGGGAUUUAGUUUAAAUUUAAUCAGAAGGUUCGCCAAUUCCAUGUUGAAAUGUCUCAGGUUGCUCCAGAAGGAGAAUAUUAUACACUGCGACCUCAAGCCGGAAAAUGUUCUAUUAAAGCAGAGGGGAAGCAGUUCGAUAAAAGUAAUAGACUUUGGAAGUUCAUGUUAUACAAACCAACGGGUAUACACUUAUAUUCAAUCACGUUUUUAUCGAUCCCCAGAAGUAAUUUUGGGACUUACUUACGGGACUCCCAUCGAUAUGUGGAGUUUAGGUUGUAUAUUAGCAGAAUUGUAUACCGGUUACCCACUGUUUCCUGGUGAAAACGAAGUUGAACAACUUGCGUGUCUCAUGGAGGUGCUGGGACCACCACCUGAUGAACUUAUAGCUGUAGCCACAAGAAAACGACUAUUUUUCGAUUCGCGGGGAAAUCCUAGAUGCAUCACAAAUUCGAAGGGACGAAAACGAAAACCAGGAUCGAAAAGUUUGUCUAUUGCGUUACGCUGUGAUGAUCCGUUGUUUAUAGAUUUUAUAUCAAGGUGUCUUGAAUGGAACGCCAAGAAGAGGAUGACACCCGACGAAGCACUGCGGCACGAGUGGAUCCUCUCUGGCACUUCUGGUUAUCCAAAAUCUGGAAGUGAUUUAAGACAUAGUCAUUCCGAAGUUAAUGUGGGGCACGAUAGUCACUCGUCUAGUAGCACGUCUGGUAGUAGUCAUUCUCGUAUUCAUCACAAAAGUGUUGCACCAAAGGGUGAUAAAGUCAAGGCCAAAAUUUUAGAUACUAGAUUACAUGAUAGUACUUCUAAAUUAGACUCAAACUUGAAUGACUCGGGAACUUUUCUUCCCCCGAUUCUUUAGUCAAGUUUUAAAACUAAUGGGCCAACGAUCUCCAAUAAGACCAAGUUUUAUGGUAGACUUUAGUAAACUAGAUAUUUGUUACCAAAAUGUUGGUUGGAAUUGGAAACAAUAACAGUUUCAAUAAUUCAAAAGACGUAUUCAUCCUAAAUGUGUGAAGAUUUAUAAUCUUUCAGGUGAAAUACGGAUCUCAAUUAAGUAGAUGGAAUGUUCAAUUAUUGAAGCUGCUAUCUACUGUUGUAGAUUUUUAGUACAAUCAUAAACGUAUUAAAUAUAGAAACUUUUUCUUCUAUCUAAGCAAAUCUGUUAUCAAAAUGCUAUAAAGAUUGUUGUGACUGAUACAUAUUGCCUAAAUGUAUAAAAAUAAGCUAUACUAAAUGAUUAGAAAUGAGACAUAAAUAUUGAUUGUUAAAAGCUUGAUAUUAUUCUUUACGUAUUAUCUUAUACUUUUGAUAUUCGAGUUUUGCUUACGAUUUCUCUGUUACUAUACUGUCUAUUACUAAGCUUCCAAUUCAAUGUAAUGGAGAAAUUGUUACGUUCCAUCAAUUAAUCGUGCUGUUUAAUAAAUUUUAGUAAGACCUAAGUAAGAUGUUUAACCAUAUAACAAUGAAUAAUUUUAACGUAGUUAUAGAUUUUUUUAAAUUUGUUACUUUGUAUCCGUCAUUUACUUUACAAUCAUAAUUGCCAACAUAUAUUAUUUAAUAAUGUAUUAAAAAUGUUGUACUAAUGUAACUUAAUGUCCUAUAAAUGAAAGCGUGACCCAUAUACAUUUGGUCACAUAUCUUACAUUUACUGUAAAUUCCCCAAUGUGAUAUAUAUUGAUAAUAUUAUAUAGUAGCCUAACUAGUAGUUUCCUAACUAGUUGACCAUUUACAAGGUAUUUCAUAAUCAAAGUAAAUCCUCUCGGUUGACCACAAAUUGUGCACUUUGAUAAUUUCAUAAGAGAAAUUUUAAAUUUUACACGUAAACACUGAAUCAUAAAGUUUUGAGUUUGCUUAAAAUAUAAAGAUGUAACAUAAUGUUGUAAGUUCGUUAAAUAAGACUGAAAUAACAUAGAAA
Molecule: messenger RNA, 2961 nt
Organism: Zophobas morio
Lineage: Eukaryota; Metazoa; Arthropoda; Insecta; Coleoptera; Tenebrionidae
Product: dual specificity tyrosine-phosphorylation-regulated kinase 2-like
Exons: 10
Coding region: 226-1905 (559 amino acids)
Biological process (GO): peptidyl-serine phosphorylation; peptidyl-threonine phosphorylation
Cellular component (GO): nucleus; cytoplasm; cytoskeleton
Molecular function (GO): protein serine/threonine/tyrosine kinase activity; ATP binding; protein serine/threonine kinase activity
Source: RefSeq, a predicted model, not a curated record